Molecule: messenger RNA, 984 nt
Organism: Oryza brachyantha (malo sina)
Lineage: Eukaryota; Viridiplantae; Streptophyta; Magnoliopsida; Poales; Poaceae
Product: pentatricopeptide repeat-containing protein At5g61800
Exons: 1
Coding region: 1-984 (327 amino acids)
Biological process (GO): RNA modification
Molecular function (GO): RNA binding; protein binding
Source: RefSeq, a predicted model, not a curated record
AUGCCCGCCCCGGACGUCGUCUCGUACAACGCCCUGAUGGAUGGGUACGUCAAGGCUGGGCGGCUGGGGCUCGCCAUGAGGGAGUUCGAGGGGAUGCCGGAGCGGGACGCCAUGUCAUGGGGCACGGUAGUCGCAGGGUGUGCCAAGGCUGGGCGGUUGGAGGAGGCAGUGCGGCUGUUUGACAGGAUGAGGAAGGAAGGAUUCAGGCCGGACGACGUCGCGUUGGCCGCGGUGCUGUCGUGCUGCGCGCAGCUCGGCGCGCUGGAGAAGGGGCGGGAGGUGCAUGACUAUGUGAGGCAGAACAUUCCCCGGCCAAACGUGUUCUUGUGUACAGGGAUUGUUGAUCUCUAUGCAAAGUGUGGGUGCGUCGAGGUUGCCAGGGAGGUAUUUGAAGCAUGUCCUGAGAAGAACGUGUUCACGUGGAAUGCGCUCAUUGUCGGUCUGGCAAUGCAUGGCCAUGGCAGGGUGGCACUGGAAUAUUUCGACCGCAUGCUGGUUGAGGGCUUUCGACCAGACGGGACCACUUUCCUCGGUGUGUUGAUUGGUUGCAGCCAUGCUGGCCUUGUGGACACGUCAAGGAGGAUAUUCUGUGAGAUGGAGGGCAAGCAUGGCGUUCAUCGAGAGUUGAAACAUUAUGGAUGUAUGGCUGAUCUGCUUGGCCGAGCUGGGUUUAUUGAGGAAGCAAUGGAGAUGGUCAAGAAGAUGCCAAUGGAGGGGGACUCAUAUGUCUGGGGAGGCAUACUGGCUGGCUGCAGAAUGCAUGGGAAUGUAGACUAUGCUGAAGUAGCUGCCCAGCAUUUACUGGAGCUGAACCCUGAAGACGGUGGGGUAUACUCUGUCAUGGCCGGAAUCUAUGCAGAUGCCAGUAGAUGGGAGGAUGUUGCGAGGAUAAGGAAAUUGAUGGAUGAAAGGAUCGGUAAGAGGAAUGCUGGUUGCAGUUUGAUCACGAUGGAGUGCAAAGAUGGUAUCAAGAUAAUGAGCUGA